This is a messenger RNA of Cuscuta campestris, 1048 nucleotides long. NCBI's taxonomy places the organism in Eukaryota, Viridiplantae, Streptophyta, Magnoliopsida, Solanales, Convolvulaceae. The record is from the annotation of a GenBank genome assembly.
CCGUAUUAUUACAAACUACAGAGAGAGAGAGAGAUUUAUCAACAAAUAUUCUCAAGUAAAUCGCAAUUAGUGUAUUGAAAUCAUGGGAAAACAAGGAUUCUUCGCCCCACGAGAAGACGCGUACACUCCUCUGCAGGUGAUCCGCGCCACCAGCGGCGCCGUCAUGGCCAAAUCUUGCGUCAAACCGUUCGAGUACCCAGUCCAGAUUCUGGUCACGGCCGCCGGCAACGAGCUGGAGCGCGCCGCCACGGAGCUGGCCAGUGUCUGCCUCCACAGGAACAUCCUCGGCGUCCACGUCUCCUUCCAGUCCGACAGCAACAAGAACCAACGGUGGACCGUCAUGCCCUCCGUGUCUAGGGUUCCUCUCAAGUCUCUUCUCGCGGCGUCCCCCUCCCCUCUCCCGGAGUCCGGCGUGGGUUUGCUCCUCCGGGAGACGCUGGAGGGGCUGGAGUGGCUGCACCGGGUGGGCGGGGAGGCGCACGGAGGCGUCUGCGCGGACAACGUGUACAUGGACGCGGAGCAGUUCUGGAUGCCGAAGCUAGGGUUCCGGGAGUUGAUGUGCCGGAAGAAGAAAAACACGGCGGAGUGUUGGGCGGCGCCGGAGAGGGUGCAUGGGAAGGCGGCGGACGUGUGGGCGUUCGGCCUGUUCGCGCUGGAGCUCGUCUACGGCGGAGAGAUUCCGGCGUCUACGUACGCGGAUUUGAGAAGGCUGCUGGAGGACAACUUUGUGGGUCCCAAAACAACAUGGUUCCCAACUUCUUGGAACAGGUUAUUAUUAUUCAAGAACAAGAAGAACAAGAAGGAGAUGGUGAGAAUAUCAGAAUCUUUGGGGUAUUUAAUAAGAGACUGUCUUCGUGAAGAUCCAAGGGAGAGGCCAUCUUCAACACAGUUGCUUCAGGAACACCCUUAUUUCUUGGGGGGUUCCAUUAAUGGUGGUUCAAGAAAGGAGGUCAAAGAGGUUCUUGCCAAUCAGUUCAAGAAAGCCGAAGGGCGUGCACGUUAUUAGUUGACUAGCUAUUUCAAGAAGGAAUAGAACAAAUUGUAUUGG